Mercenaria mercenaria is the source of this 2393-nucleotide messenger RNA. RefSeq names its product vacuolar protein sorting-associated protein 33A-like. The record is from RefSeq and is a predicted model, not a curated record. Gene Ontology annotation, cellular component: lysosome; CORVET complex. Gene Ontology annotation, biological process: intracellular protein transport; vesicle-mediated transport. Lineage: Eukaryota; Metazoa; Mollusca; Bivalvia; Venerida; Veneridae. The transcript is spliced from 16 exons. Bases 15 to 1868 code for a protein of 617 amino acids.
AUACAGCAUCCAAUAUGGCAGCUUCCGGUGCUUCCCAUUUGGGAAACGGGAAAAUUAAUUUAGGAGCAUUGCGUGAUUACUAUCGAAGAGAGUUAUUAGAAUGUUUAGACAAAUGCAGUGGAACAAAGGCACUUGUAUGGGAUGAUGCACUAACCGGACCAUUUGGAUUGAUUGCAGAAUAUUCUCUUCUUAAGGAGCAUGACGUGGAAAAGAUGAUGUUGUUACCCAAGGAGAACCAGUCUCUCCCUACCAGUACUGUACAGAACAUCAUUUUUGUGACAAGACCGAAACUUGAACUGAUGGACCAGAUAGCUCAAAGUCUACUCCGGGAGGACCAGAAAGGUGGCUUUAGAAGAGAGUUCCACAUUAUCUUUGUACCCAGGAAGAGUCUGUUGUGUGAAAAGAAGUUAAAGGAGGCAGGUGUUCAUGGUUCUCUAACAAAUAUAGAAGAGUUUAGUCUUGCUCUGAUUCCCUUUGAUUAUGAUCUCAUGUCUAUGGAGAUGGACAACUCUUUCAAGGAGUGUUAUUUGGAGAAUGAUAACACAAGUAUGUUCUACGCAGCUCAGUCAUUGGUAACUUUACAGACAUUGUACGGUAUCAUACCAAAUAUAGCCGGCAAAGGAGAAUGUGCCAAGCAUGUGGUAGAUAUGAUGUUACGUAUGAGACGGGAACUAGAGGGUCACGAGCCACAGAUUACCCCGCAGAUUGAUAACCUUGUCAUUAUUGAUAGAACAGUGGACCUGUUAACACCACUUCUCACUCAGCUUACAUAUGAAGGAUUAAUUGAUGAAUUCUACGGCAUAAAUAAUACCUCUGUCAAACUGCCGCCAGAGAAAUUCAAGAGUAAAGACGAGAGUGGGAGCUCUUCAGACAUGGAGCAAAAAACAGUUGUUUUAAAUUCCACCGAUGAACUGUUUUCUGAACUAAGAGACAAAAAUUUCAGUGCAGUCGGAAAUACAGUCAGCAAAAAGGCCAAAAUUAUAACAGCCCAGUUUGAUGAGAGACAUGCAGCAAAGACAGUUGGGGAAAUGAAGAACUUUGUAACCAAGUUGCCACAUUUACAGCAGGCUAGAGCUUCUUUAGCUACACAUACAUCAAUAGCUGAGUUGAUUAAGGAUGGUACAGACACAGAUGAGUUCAUGGAAUGUUUACGAUGUCAGCAGGAGCUAUAUAAAGGAGAAGAGACAGAUAAAGUUAACACAUAUAUUGAGGACUGUAUAGGUAGAAGGGAACCACUAUUGAAGGUUCUGAGAUUGUUGUGUAUCCAGUCAUUCUGUAAUAAUGGAUUAAAGCCAAAAGUUUUAGAAUAUUAUAAACGAGAAAUUGUGCAGACAUAUGGGUUACAGCAUCUGGUAACGUUGACCAAUUUAGAGAGAGCGAGACUACUACGGCCACAUACAAAUAGAAACUACCAGACUAUAAGAAAGUCACUCAAGCUUACUGUCGAGGAUGUCAAUGAAUUGACACCAAAUGACAUAUCGUAUGUAUACAGCGGUUAUGCACCUUUAAGUGUACGACUAAUACAGUACCUAGCACGACCAGGAUGGCGGAGUAUAACUGAGGUGCUUAGUAUAUUACCAGGUCCAAGGGUUGAUGAGGUCCAACAGAUUCCUGUAGCUCUAAAAAAAAGAAGAAGUUCAAUAACAUCAUCACAUUCCAGUAUGGCUGAUCAGAAAGUAACGCUAGUCUUCUUCCUUGGUGGCGUCACCUAUGCCGAGGUUGCGGCCCUUAGAUUUCUUGCCCAACAGGAUGAUGGAUGUGAUUACAUAGUAGCUGCAACAAAGUUGAUUACAGGCAGUCAGUUACUACAUUCACUUUAUGGUGACUGUAAAAAGGGUCAGUUAAGGGAUGGGCCUCAUUUCAGAUAAAAAUAACGUGGAACAGACUAUGUGAUAGCUACAACCAAAAUCAUCAACGGGAGUUCAUUGCUGGAUAAACUAACGUAUCAUGUGGAACCAGUGAAACUAAAUCCGUUCAUGUGAUAUUCCAUAAUCUAAAGACUCAUUUUGAAUUCAACAACAUGUCCUAAGGAAAUACAGUUCAGUUUUAAAAAGACUUAUUAUCCUUUUCAUGUCUUGCAUUACAUUCUUCUCAAACAAAAUCAGUUGUAGAUCAUGUAUUUUUAUGAAACACUGAAUUUAAGUGAAUUUAAGGCGGUUAGGGUCCAGUACCUUAGAACAGGGAUGGUAAAUGAGAAAAAAUCAUAACUAUUCAGUGCCACUGGAAUUUCACAAUAAGAACAGGUUUCAGUCUCCAUUCUUCUAGAUAUUUUCAACACAACCUAGAUUUACGACUUUCUGUCAUAUUGAUUUGCUUGUUAAAUUGUGCAAUAUGUUAAUCAUAUAAAUUUAUUAUAGAUUGGGGAAAAAAAAAUAAUAAAUUUGUAUACCUGC